ACGUCGUCGGCCGGGUCCAGGCUGGGUGUGUGGGAGGCGCGGGCAGUGCGCGGCGCAGGAGGCGGGCGGCGGCAGUCAUGGCAUCUCGGCGGGCUCUGCAUUUCGUUUUCAAAGUGGGAAACCGCUUCGAGACAGCGCGUUUCUAUCGCGAGGUCCUGGGGAUGAAGGUGCUGCGGCAUGAGGAAUUUGAAGAAGGUUGCAAAGCUUCCUGUAAUGGGCCUUAUGAUGGGAAAUGGAGUAAAACUAUGGUGGGAUUUGGACCCGAGGAUGAUCAUUUUGUUGCCGAGCUGACUUACAAUUAUGGCAUUGGCCACUACAAGCUUGGCAAUGACUUCAUGGGUAUCACAGUGGCUUCUAGCCAGGCCAUCAGCAAGGCCAGGGAGCUGGAGUGGCCACUCACGGAAGUCACAGAAGGUGUUUUUGAAACCGAGGCCCCGGGAGGAUAUAAAUUCUACCUGCAGAAACACAAUGGGCCUCAGUCAGAUUCUGUAGUGAAAGUAACUCUAGCUGUAUCUGAUCUUCAGAAGUCCUUAAACUACUGGUCUAGUCUACUGGGAAUGAAAAUUUAUGAAAAGGAUGAAGCGAAGCAAAGGGCCUUGCUGGGCUAUGCAGAUAACCAGUGUAAGCUGGAGCUGCAGGGCAUCAAGGGUACAGUUGAUCAUGCAGCAGCUUUUGGAAGAAUUGCCUUUUCUUGCCCCAAAAGUGAGUUACCUGAAUUAGAAGAACUGAUGAAACGCGAGAAGCAGACGAUCCUGACUCCCCUGGUGAGCCUGGACACUCCCGGGAAAGCCACAGUGCACGUGGUCAUCCUGGCCGACCCUGAUGGACACGAAAUUUGCUUUGUUGGGGAUGAAGCCUUUCGAGAACUUUCUAAGGUGGAUCCUAAGGGAAGCAAGUUGUUGGAUGACGCCAUGGCAGCAGAUAAAAGUGAUGAGUGGUUUGCUAAUCAUAAGAGACCAAAGGCUUCGGGUUAGUGGAAGACUUCGUGGGGAGCAAGCGCUGUGGUUCCUGGCCAGCAUGAGGCGUCGUGCAGGCAGGGGGUCCCAGGUGAUGAACAUGGCUGUAUUAUAAUCCUUCAGAGCUGUCGCAUAUUUUAGAAAUGAAACCCAAUUCUCACCCAGGCACAGAAGCUCUUCACCGGAAUGGCAUGUUGUUUGUACGACUGUUCAAGGUGUGGCAAGGACCUUCCAGCCUGGGACAGUCCCAUGCCACCCUGACUGGGCAGGGAGGGGGUUUUGAGGUGCUGGGGGUCAUGUGGAUCUUCAGAGCAUGACCGUAAUCUCUUCCCUGACCUUGCCCUGACAGAUACUGAUAUUUAAGAUUUUUGUUUUGGAGAAGCUUUGUUCCUUGCUUAAGAGUUGGUUGACACCCCAUCUCACAUGCUCUGACAUUCUGAGUUGCUACAGAAUGCAAGAGGGUCUUCCCGUGUUGGUCUGCUCCACGCCUGGCUCUCUAUAUGAUUUUUUUUAAUCCUCCCAAGAUAGAACACCAUGUUAAACUUUCUAAAAUUUCUUAAAUGAUUUCCUCAGCCUUCAAAAAAAGUGUUUUUUUUUUUUUCUUUU
Messenger RNA from Ochotona princeps (American pika), 1562 nucleotides. It is a transcript of the gene GLOD4, whose product is annotated as glyoxalase domain containing 4. Bases 78 to 974 code for a protein of 298 amino acids. Lineage: Eukaryota; Metazoa; Chordata; Mammalia; Lagomorpha; Ochotonidae. The transcript is spliced from 9 exons. The record is from RefSeq and is a predicted model, not a curated record.